This is a messenger RNA of Euleptes europaea (tarantolino), 984 nucleotides long. RefSeq names its product melanocortin 3 receptor (gene MC3R). The coding region runs from base 1 to 984 and encodes 327 amino acids. Gene Ontology annotation, molecular function: peptide hormone binding; melanocyte-stimulating hormone receptor activity. The record is from RefSeq and is a predicted model, not a curated record. The transcript has a single exon. Gene Ontology annotation, cellular component: membrane. Lineage: Eukaryota; Metazoa; Chordata; Lepidosauria; Squamata; Sphaerodactylidae. Gene Ontology annotation, biological process: G protein-coupled receptor signaling pathway.
AUGAACACAACUACACACUGGACUCUUACAUUUCAGCCCAUGUUGUUGAAUGCCACAGGAGAGGUCAACGAUUCUGCCCUUUACAGCAGCAGGAGCGACCACGGGUUCUGUGAGCAAGUCUCCAUCAAGGCGGAGGUCUUCUUGACGCUGGGGAUCAUCAGCCUUCUGGAGAACAUCCUCGUCAUCCUUGCCGUGAUCAAGAAUGGAAACCUCCAUUCUCCCAUGUACUUUUUUCUUUGCAGCCUGGCAGCCGCAGACAUCCUUGUGAGUACGUCCAAUGCUUUGGAGACUGUCAUGAUCGCCAUCCUAAACAACGGGUACUUAGUCAUCGAUGACCGUUUCAUUCAGCACAUGGACAAUGUCUUUGACUCGAUGAUCUGUAUCUCUUUGGUUGCCUCCAUAUGCAACCUUUUGGUCAUAGCUGUUGACAGAUACAUUACCAUUUUUUAUGCGCUCCGUUACCACAGCAUCAUGACUGUCAAGAAAGCCCUGGCACUGAUCGGAGUGAUUUGGGUUGCCUGUAUCAUCUGUGGCAUCAUGUUCAUUGUCUACUACGAAAGCAAAACUGUCAUUGUCUGCCUUAUCACCAUGUUCUUCACCAUGCUUUUCCUCAUGGCCUCCCUUUAUGUCCACAUGUUCUUGUUUGCACGCCUGCAUGUCAAACGAAUUGCUGCCCUGCCGGUCGAUGGGGUCACCCAUCAACGCACCUGUAUGAAAGGGGCUGUCACCAUAACCAUUCUCCUCGGGGUCUUCAUUGUCUGCUGGGCGCCGUUUUUCCUACAUCUCAUUCUCAUAAUAUCCUGCCCGACAAAUCCACACUGCAUUUGCUACACCUCGCAUUUUAACACAUAUCUGGUUCUUAUUAUGUGCAACUCAGUAAUCGAUCCUCUUAUUUAUGCCUUCCGUAGUCUGGAGAUGCGCAAGACAUUCAAGGAGAUUGUUUGCUGCUGUUAUGGCAUGAGCUCAGUGCAGUGCAUGCUCUAA